UCGCGUCACGUGAUCCAGUGUCGUGGGUCAUUCCUCUCUCAAAAUGGAGUUGUCUGAGUCCGUGCAGAAAGGGCUGCAGUCUCUAGCAGACGCGACGUUUUUCGACAUGAAAACCUUCUCAGUGUUGAUAGAAGUGGCUUUUCGCAGUUUGCUAUCAGCCCAUGCAGAUCGUAGUGUUCUCGAUCAGCCUGAAUUUAAACGUCUUGACCAGAAGUUGCUGAAACAUUGUCAUACUGCUGCCACGACCUGCAUACUGGAGGGGGUCAAACAAAAUGCUGACAAAUCCACUAUAAGUGCGUGCCUGGAGGAUGUUAGUUUUGAUGCUGAGAGAACAGAAGUAUUCUACACUACAUACCAGAAAUAUAAAAGUGAUCUGGAAACUCUAUUGUCAAGUUUAGGGAGAUGCCCACCUCAUAUCAAUGACGUGUCCUGGCGUUUGGAGUACUGUAUCAAGAACGGGCAUGUGCAUAAGGUCAACGAGCCGUCCUAUCUGAUUUCAUUAAACGUUGAGAAUGCCAACAACGGAGGAUCGUCAGAAGAUGUACAUUUUAGCUGCACGAUGGAACAACUUCAGGAUUUGGUGGGAAAGAUGAAAGACGCUGCCAAGAGUCUGGAGAAGGCUACGCAGUUGUAAACUUGCGUUGUGCUCGAAGCGCCCUGCAAGAACUGUGGACUCCGGUUUCUCACGUGACCCAAUCUUCUCAUCUGCUCCUCUCUUCUCAAAGCAAUGAAGUUCAGCGAUUUCAAGCGGCGUUGAUAUUAUUUGUGUCCGCAUUGUAUUUUAUACAAAUUUAUUUCAUAAGUAUAUAUACUGUUGGUUGUCCGUUCUGCAAAGGUGUAUUGUUAUCAAUAAAUAGGUUCAAUGAAA
Molecule: messenger RNA, 868 nt
Organism: Salvelinus fontinalis (brook trout)
Lineage: Eukaryota; Metazoa; Chordata; Actinopteri; Salmoniformes; Salmonidae
Product: COMM domain-containing protein 3-like
Exons: 8
Coding region: 44-634 (196 amino acids)
Biological process (GO): sodium ion transport
Source: RefSeq, a predicted model, not a curated record